AUGCUUCUUGUAAAUCUCUCGAGGUCGUCGUCGUCCGGUGCAGCUGCGGUCUUUCGGCUAAGUCAUGCUGGCAAGCGAUUCUACAACUUUGGUACGUCAGCCUACAAGUCAGCUUUCGGGAAUCCACCAGCCUUCGACUCCGCAGGUCUCAGGGAGAGAACAAUAGAUUACAUGAAGAAGUUCGACGAGCACCUGUGGCAUAAGGAUCCAAUCCGAACCAUCGUGAAGGGGAAGGACUUCCUCAACGGAGUCGAGACCGACACGACAAAUGCGAUCGGCAAUGUCAAUGGGAAGCAAAUCCUUGGGGAUGAAGAGGCCUUUGAUGCGAUCCGAGAGCACUUGUCGACGUCAGCUCUGGGGUACGAGGAUGUAUCCAAGUGCAAGGAGCUGAUGGAGGCCGUCAGACAGCUGGAAGCAGACCUGCUGGACCUGGACACGGCAGCCAUUCUUGUUGGGAAUCAAUCGAUCGACUUUGGAAAGCAGGACGGAAUCACUGAGAUCGAGGAAUCGGCGCAGGCCAACAAGGUGGAGAGGCGGCUUGCUGACUUGCUCCUUGAGGACCACUCCAAGGGCAUGAUUUCCGUCCGAAGGGACCCUGUCUUUGUGUCUUGCGUGAGCAACUUCUCCAACUUCCUCGACCUGUUCCGCAAGGUUGUUCGCAACAUUGAGUUCGGGAUCCCCGUGGUCGUCCUGUCGCGCGGUAACACCCAGCAGCAUUCUUUCCGGUGGACUCAGCUGCUCCUGCAACUGAUGCGGAAGCACCGUGUUCCCUUGGAGCUGGUCACCUUUGCUUCUCUGACACUGGCCAAUCAGCAGAAGCUGCUCUCCAUGUUCCCGUCCUCCCCCACCCACUUUACGGGGAGUCGAGAAGUUGCGAGAGAGAUCAAGAAGAUUUCGCCGAAGACGCUUGCCAGCACUGGUGGUCCAAACACCAUGAUUGCGACAAAACUUACAAAUGAGGUCCAGGAAGCGAUAAGGAUGUCUGCAUGCAUCGAGAAUUCUGGACAAUGCACAGCGCUGAGGCACGUGGUUGCUCCCAUAUCCGCUGAUCAUGAGGGCGAGAAGACGGUUUCCAGUAUCUUUUCAAACUCAAAACAUGUGAAUUCCGCUCUUGAAGCGAUCGAAGCGAAAGAGUUCUCUGCUUUCGUCUCGGACCUGAAUGGUGGUUAUAGGAGUCAAGUGUAUUCUCAACUCAAGGGCGUUCCGGUGUCGUUUCGAAUCAAUGAUUCGCUUCCCGAUGACAUUGAAGAGAACUGGCGAGAGGUGUACCUCGACUUCACUUCCUUGACUCCUUCAGAGAUCGCGAGCAAGGAGAAGAUAGAAGAGAUUGCUCAAUGGUUGCGCAAAACUCAACCGAUUUCCCUUUCUGUCAAUGCCGACAUGGCGACAGGGCUUCAACUGUGGGAGAAAUGUGCAAUGGUUGUUUACACGCAAGGCACGCCAGAAAACCCAGCGCUCUCCUGUCAAGCGCGUCCUCAAGAUGGAGAAUGUUUCGGGGAGUUCCCGCCGAGAGCAAUCAUUCACGAUUUUACAAGAUUCCCUAUGGUGAUCCCUUCGCCGACACCUUCGUACAACAGCACAUACGAGAAGGAUUAUCUAAAGAAAGUUGAUUUGAGUAUGGUACCCAAGGACAUGGUUUACUUUGCAGAUGUCAGUGUGCCUUGA
This is a messenger RNA of Guillardia theta CCMP2712, 1665 nucleotides long. RefSeq lists its product as hypothetical. The transcript has a single exon. The coding region runs from base 1 to 1665 and encodes 554 amino acids. Gene Ontology annotation, molecular function: oxidoreductase activity, acting on the aldehyde or oxo group of donors, NAD or NADP as acceptor. The record is from RefSeq and is a predicted model, not a curated record. NCBI's taxonomy places the organism in Eukaryota, Cryptophyceae, Pyrenomonadales, Geminigeraceae.